Messenger RNA from Phanerochaete carnosa HHB-10118-sp, 2658 nucleotides. Its product is annotated as glycoside hydrolase family 13 protein. Bases 636 to 2474 code for a protein of 612 amino acids. The transcript has 5 exons. Gene Ontology annotation, biological process: oligosaccharide catabolic process. Gene Ontology annotation, molecular function: alpha-amylase activity. NCBI's taxonomy places the organism in Eukaryota, Fungi, Basidiomycota, Agaricomycetes, Polyporales, Phanerochaetaceae. The record is from RefSeq and is a predicted model, not a curated record.
UUACCUCUGUCUGUGGCUGCAAACGAAACAUCGCUUAAUGUCGCCCAACGACGUCAACGCGGAGCUACUUGAUACACAUUUUCUGCUCUCCUGAUUGUUUCGCCGCUUUCGUAGAGGAUUCCCGGAACGAAUGCGAGAUCUUUUGGUGCGAUGAUUCCCGAACUGUCCCCCAUGCCCUGGAAGUUCGUCGUUACGGUCGUAUCGGACCCUAUCCAGCUAGGACGUUCAUUCUAUAGCUGCUGUGUGCUGCCAGAUCGCUGUUGCUCACGAUAUGCACGAACGUUUGAACGUGGAGGGGGCGUGCAGGGCUUAGACGACGGUGCGGUGCGGGGAAGAUACGAUAAGUUAUCGGGCAUUGUGCGCUCGGCUGUGCUCGCAUUGCCAUUGCUCAUUCGAAGGUGCCACUUAUGUGGAGCAACCUUCAUUCGCUAUAGUCAUCCUCAACCCCCUCGAUUUUUGCCCGCUGGAGAGGACGAGCCUCUGACGGCACGGCUUCACAUCCCCUGCCACGGCCUCUGCGCUCGAGAGGAGCUGCCCACAAUGUCAAUUGCUUCCUACGCCUUCCUCAGCGAUAUAUAAGCCCCUGGACGACAUGACCAUGACCUCAACCGUCCAGUCUGUAUACUCUCGACAUCAUGUCUCAACCAAGUCCUUCUCUCCCCUCCGAGUCUUCCGCCUUCAUCACCACCUUCAACCCAACCAAGGCAUGGUGGAAGUCCGCGUGUAUCUACCAGAUAUACCCCAUCUCCUUCUUCGAUUCCAACGGCGACGGCAUCGGCGAUCUGCAAGGGAUCAUCGCCAAGCUCGACUAUCUCAAGGAGCUCGGCGUCGAUGUCAUCUGGCUCAGCCCGAUAUACAGGAGCCCGCUCGCGGACAUGGGCUACGACAUCUCGGACUACGAGGAUAUCGAUCCGAGGUUCGGCACGCUCCAAGACUGGGACGAGCUCGUCAAGGGCGUGCACGAACGUGGCAUGAAGCUUCUCAUGGAUCUCGUCGUGAACCACACCUCGGACGAGCACGCAUGGUUCAAGGAGUCGCGCUCGAGCAAGACGAACCCGAAGCGGGACUGGUACAUCUGGCGCGCCCCGCGGUACGACGAGCACGGGACCCGGAUGCCGCCGAACAACUGGGAGUCGAUCUUCCAGGGCUCCGCCUGGGAGUACGACGAGGCGACGGACGAGUACUACCUCCACCUCUUCGUCAAGGAGCAGCCGGACCUCAACUGGGAGAACCCCGACGUCCGCGAGGCCGUCUACCGCAUGAUGCGCUUCUGGCUCGACCGCGGCUGCGACGGCUUCCGCAUGGACGUCAUCAACAUGAUCUCCAAGGUGCCCGGCCUGCCUGACGCGCCUGUCCUGGAGCCGAUGAAGGAGUUCCAGUCCGCCAGUCUCAUGUACGCCAACGGCCCGCGCGCGCACGAGUUCCUGAGGGAGAUGAACGAAAAGGUGCUCUCGCGCUACGACAUCAUGACCGUCGGCGAGACGCCGUGCACGCACGACCCGGCGCAGAUCGCGGAGUACGUGCUGCCGCAGAGCCGGGAGCUCAACAUGGUCUUCCAGUUCGAGCUCAUGGACCUCGACCUCGGCGGGCCGGAGGCGGACGACGGCAGCGUCGAGUCGCUCUGCGCGCUCAUGCACAAGCCGUGGCGGCUCGCGGACCUGCGGCAGUGCGUCGCCAAGUGGCAGGGGCACAUGCGCGCCGCCGGCUACUGGAACGCGCUCUACAUCGAGAACCACGACCAGGCGCGGUCCGUGUCGCGCUUCGGCGACGACUCGGACGCGUGGCGCGCCCCGUCCGCGAAGCUGCUCGCCCUCCUCCAGACCGCGCAGAGCGGCACGCUGUUCGUGUACCAGGGCGAGGAGAUCGGCAUGAAGAACUUUCCCCGCACGUGGGGCCUCGAGGAGUACAAGGACGUCGCGACGCUCAACUUUUACAGGGAGGAGCUCGCGCGCCGCGCCAAAGCCGCAGGCACGCCGGAGGCGGCCGUCGACAUGAGCGACGUGCUCGACGGCUUCCAGAAGAAGGCGCGCGACCACGCGCGGACGCCGGUGCAGUGGAGCGACGCGGCGCACGCGGGCUUCACGACGGGCACGCCGUGGAUGCGGGUGAACGACGACUACGGGCGGGGGUGGAACGUCGCGGCGGAGGUGCGCGACGCGGACAGCGUCUGGAGCUUCUGGCGGCGCGCGCUCGCGCUGCGCCGGCACCACGACGUGCUCGUCUACGGCGACUUCCGGCUGCUCCUGCCCGACCACGACCAGGUCCUCGCAUUCACGCGCUCGCUGCACGGCGCGACGGCCCUCGUCGUGCUCAACUUCAGCGACAGGGACGCCGCGGUGCGCGUCGACCCGCCGUACGUCGACGUGACGAAGCUCGAGCCGGCGCUCACGAACUACACGGACGAGGAGGCGACGCGGCCCCUCGGCGGCCACGAUAUCAGGCUGCGCGGAUACGAAGGAAGGAUAUACCUCUGAUAGAUCGUUGACAAACCUGCAAUCGUCUAAUCGCUUAUUGUAUGCUGCAAGGACGCUUUUUUCAUUCAUGUUCUGGAUUUUGUAGCUCAUUCGCAAGAACCCUCUAGUAUACGUCUCCAUAGUAGUCUGUGCAUUUUACCAUAAAUCGCCUCUACUUGCUAUAUAGAAUUGACAGAUUUAAUGU